Linnemannia hyalina is the source of this 2265-nucleotide messenger RNA. The record is from the annotation of a GenBank genome assembly. Lineage: Eukaryota; Fungi; Mortierellomycota; Mortierellomycetes; Mortierellales; Mortierellaceae.
AUGUUCUCUGAAUCAACACUCACUUCCACAGCCACAAUCACCACCCCACCUGCACCCGAACCUGUAAUCGCUGACAAUUCAAACUCUACUUCAACCCGCGAGCCUUCCACACUUCCUACCUCACGCCAAGCAUCUGUCACACCACUCCAACCAUUGUCGCCACCACCAACAGUUAUAGUAGAAGCACCUCCACUUUCAGCUACAACAGCCGAGACACCUUCACAACCUGACACACCGACACACAGCAAGCCUAAUACAGGAACGAAUGGGACCACAGCACCAGCAGUAGGAGUACCAACAUCAAGUGUGCACAUUCCAGCAACUUUGAAUGGACUGGAACGUGGACCUCUUGGCCUUGCACCCGAUGAAGAGGAAUGGGUUAGGGACAAGAUGGAAUACGCCCUGCAUGACUUCCGAGUGUUGUCGUUGGCGAUCAAGCGGUACCGGUGGCAGCUCGGUCAGGUGCCCAAGGAUGUCGGUCGAUUACAGAGUCUCAAGGAGAAGCACAUGGAUGAUCCUUUUGAGUUCCUGCGUCAAGUCAAAUCCAAGGAGUUUCGUUAUCCUGAAGGUCAAAAGACUCUCCCGGCGCCUUCGAUCGAGUGGACAAAGUACCAAUUCCCACCGGCGAACCCUGUCCUUCCAACAAAGCCCCAGACCACCACAUUCUUGAACGCGAUGUCGAUAUCAAGCAGCAACGACAGAUCAAACGGAAGCAACAUUGUAUCUCUGGCGCGGAGCAAUCGGUCAAGAGCAGGAUCACCAUCAUAUGAGCGUAUGCGGACCGUCAAGGAUACAGCAAGGAACCUCGGGAUCCAUGUCAGCCACCACAGUCACUACCAACAUCUCCAUUCUACUCAACUGUACCGUCAUGACUCUGGAGCAAAUGGGGUCGAUGAGUUUGCGAGAGCCGGAAACGAUAUCGACGCAUUCUCGCGGCAGGCUUCUCAGGAGGCCUCUCAGACGGUUUUUGGAGGACACAAUCAGUCGCCAAGUGUGGCACCAAAGAGCCAGGACAUGGAGGGAGUGACAUUCACUGGUCAGGACCAAUCCGCUAUAGGAUUCCGUGCGCGGUCCGCUACUGUCUCGGAAAGUACCUCAGCAUCAGCAGGAGCAUCGUCGUAUUACCCAGCGACAGUUGCAGCGUCAUCAUCAUCAUCAUCAUCGACACACCAGACCUUACCGUACAUUGCUCCAAACAACUUUGCAAACUUUGAGCCCACUCCAGGAGGUCCGGCCAAUAUCACGAUCAGUCAUGCUCCAGGAUUCACCACCACACACCAUACCAGCUUUAGCACCAGCGGUAACAACAACAUCACCUAUAAUCAUAUGAGCGGGAGUGUCGACAUUCAGCCUGGGACCACCAAGGGCAAGGGUUAUUCUCGUGAGGGAAGCGGUGCGCGUGAUGAGCCAAAACCACCAUUGUACAACAUCCCCUGGAGCGACGAGGAACAACGACUGCUGGAGAAAUUGUUGGACGAGUAUCCGGAUGAGCCCGUGGCUGCGCAACGGUUUCAAAAGAUCUCAGCUGCAAUGGGGACUAGGACGCCCAAGCAGGUGGCGAGUCGAGUUCAGAAGUAUUUCAUCAAGUUGGUCAAGGCUGGCUUGGAGGCACCAGGUCGGAUGAAUUAUUCGUUGGAGACGUCCAAGGCCAAGACAAAAGGAGCGCCACCGGCUGCCAAAGGCAAGAAGCGGAAAGAUGGACCUGGAGGAGAGUCGGCACCCAAGGGCAAGGCAGGUCGACCAAGGAAGAAGGACCCUGGCGAGACUGGGGCAUCUGGGUCAGGAGCAGCAGCAGGAGGAGGUGGAGGCGGAUCGACCAAGAAGCAGAAGCCAAAGUCGUUGCUAGGAUCAGGAUCGGGAAGGACUUCGGGCACACAAUACUUGCAUUACUCUUCGGCACCGACUGUAUAUAUGAGCGAAGAGGAUGAUGAGGACAGUGUCCAGGAUAUGCUUGCUGCCAGUCAUACUGUCUCCAGCAGUGUGCCUGACGGUGGUAUCUCCAGUCAUGUUGGCUUCUCAUGUGAUUCGUGUGGAGUGGACCCGAUUCUGGGGAUACGGUACUCGUGCAUAGACUGUGAGGAGCUGGGAGGAACAGACUUGUGUGGACCUUGUUACAACUCUGGAGUUUACCACAACGAACUCCACCUGCUGUCGCAUCGGUUUCAUUCGAUCGAGGCCUCCGAAGUGCCGUCGUACAGUCACAGCCAGGCCUAUCGGCCGGCAAGUGUAGGACCCAGCGGGACCAGCGGCAUAUAUCAAUCAUAG